Ornithodoros turicata is the source of this 1329-nucleotide messenger RNA. RefSeq lists its product as uncharacterized. The transcript has 8 exons. NCBI's taxonomy places the organism in Eukaryota, Metazoa, Arthropoda, Arachnida, Ixodida, Argasidae. The record is from RefSeq and is a predicted model, not a curated record. Bases 1 to 1329 code for a protein of 442 amino acids.
AUGGUGCCAACUAAGACUACCCACACCACGGCGACUACGACCACAGCGCCAAUUGAGACUACUACGACUACCACCACGACUAGCACUACUACGACCACCACUACAACAUCAACGACGACUACUACUACGACCACGACGACUACGACCACGACUACAACCACCACGACCACCACUACCACGACCACCACUACCACGACCACCACCACUACGACGACAACGACUACCACCACGACUACUACUACCACCACCUUGAAACCACCUUUGCCUCAUAAGUUUCUUGCUUGCGUCAGUUCAGUCGUUCAGGCAAUAUUUCACCCACUGGAUGAUGUGUGUUACUUCAUGUUCUUCACCGUCCAAGACAUCAAUCAACUCAAAAACAAGAAUAUCGGUCUUGCGAGAAGCAAAGUUGGUAUCGACAUACCGAGCUCAAAAGCCAACGCUAAUCAGGGCAAACUUGAAAAUUCCAUCUCAGCGUACUGGCCAAAGAUCAGAGACUUCGCUGUCCUGGACAUGGAACUCCGUCCAAGUGUUUCCACUUAUGUCGGUCAUGUCGAAGCAUUUCUAACAGAAACGGACAGACUUCUAAACAUCCAUAUGAAAGCAGAACCAACGCCAAGGAGGAACUUUGGCUACGUGCUUCUAGGUGUGGCCAUACUCCAUGGAAGCCAACAACCAAGCACCCUCAUGGCUAACUUCAAUCAGCUAGUACAAGGAAUUAAGCCAGACGCAAUGGUGUACCGAACAACUUUCAAUCGUAAUAUAACGGACCCAAACGUAUGCCGGACUACAGGACCGUCACCCUGGCAGGGACCUGGCAUGCCGUCUAUGCAGUCGUCAUUCGUUGAGUCGCUGUCAUUCAGGCAAGUGACUGGGUUCAAACCACUGCCUUUGAAGACAACGGAAUUGCUCUCCUUUAGCGCUGCGGCCCUUAUAGCCACUCAUAAAGACAGCAUUUUUUUCAGACCAUCCAUUGCUCCAUGCCAGAGUGUCACCCAGGUCAAUCCAAAAGAAUUGGUGUGCCAAAAUGGACUAUACCAUAAGGUAGUAACAGACAAUGUGGGGAAGCUUGGAACCGACACCACCCGAGUCGACCAAGGGGGCCGUACGAUUGAGAGCACUUUCACAAUAACGUACGACUCGGAUUGCACUAUGUCGAAAAAGACCUAUGGCUUCACGGGCGGCUACGUCAUCUUUGACGUCCACUUCCAUUACCUGUGUUCAGCACCGCCAGCAUUCGUAGAUUCCAAGGGUGACUUUGGCGUUGUGAAGUGGGCGAAGGUUAAUAUGCAAAAGAACUACGCCAUGUUAGAUUGCGAGAAGCUCUGCUGA